Molecule: messenger RNA, 1505 nt
Organism: Apis florea (little honeybee)
Lineage: Eukaryota; Metazoa; Arthropoda; Insecta; Hymenoptera; Apidae
Gene: Taf7
Product: TATA-box binding protein associated factor 7
Biological process (GO): RNA polymerase II preinitiation complex assembly; transcription initiation at RNA polymerase II promoter
Cellular component (GO): transcription factor TFIID complex
Molecular function (GO): RNA polymerase II general transcription initiation factor activity
Source: RefSeq, a predicted model, not a curated record
UGUUCAUCUUAUAUUUAUUUUAAUAAAGGUAACUAGAAAAGCUAUAAGUAGUAUUUACUGAACUUAAAUAUGAAUCGCCAUCCAACUACGGACUAUAAAAAUCGUAGCGAGCCUCAAGUAGAAUUGGAAAGUCAAUUUAUUUUGCGUUUACCACCGGAACCAGCAAGAGUUUUACGAGAAACAUUACGCAAUGGAUUAUCUUUAAAAGAUAGAUUAAGUAUAAAAUUGGAAAAUGAUAUGCGUUAUGGUGAGGUUAGAUUUGAUCAUUGGCUUCUUCAUGGAAAAAUUGUUGAUUUACCAACAAUUGUAGAAUCUUUGAAAACUAUUGAUAACAAAAGUUUCUAUAAAACUGCUGAUAUAUGUCAGAUGUUAAUUUGUAAAGAAGAAGAUGAUCAUACUACUACAGAUGAAGAAUCUCCAGUUACAAAAAAAAAAGAUCCCAAUAAAGUAGAUAAAAAGUUUUUAUGGCCACAUGGUAUAACUCCUCCUACUAAAAAUGUUAGACGUAGGAGAUUUAGAAAAACCUUAAAGAAGAAAUAUGUAGAAGCUCCAGAAAUUGAGAAAGAAGUAAAACGUUUAUUAAGAGUGGAUAAUGAUGCAGUUAAUGUUAAGUGGGAAGUAAUAUGUGAAGAUGAAGAUCAAUCAAAACCAAGCAAAGUCUCAUCAUCUGGUACAGUGAAAACUAAAAGAGAAAGUAUUAGUGGUAAUACUUCUCAAAGUCUUGAUGUUGCGGAACAUGAUAUAUUUGGUGAACCUGUAAGCGAUAGUGAAGAAGAUGAUGAAGAAGGAAAUAUAAAUGUAAUGGAACUAGAUGAGAACAGUCGCCUUUCUGCAGAUAGUAGAGUAUCAGACUCCAAUUCAAUGCAAGCUACAUAUUCUGAAAGGUCUAACAAUAAUACAGCAACAAGUAGUAAUCUUGUUACAGAAUUCAGUAAAGAAAUGUUUCAAAAUGAUAAUAAUAUAGAAACAGAAAUAGAAAAAUCAGAAGAUACAUCUCCAUCAAAAAUAGCUAAAGUUGAACAAUUUCAUUCAGAAUAUAUUAUUUCAGAAAAUUUUACAGAAUCUCCUUCUGCACCAGUAACAAAAGAUUCAUUACAAACACGUCUCGCAACUUUGCAUGCGGAAUUAGCUGAAUUACGUCAAAGAAGACAACAACAAGAACUUGAAAUAGCCAAUAUAGAAAAUGUUAAGUUAAGACAAAGAUUUCAAGAAAUAUUAGAUAAUUUACUAACUCAAGAAAUGCAAAAAGUACAAGAGAUUCAAGAUUUAGAGUUAGGAUAGUGUUGAUAUACCAUGAAGUUCUUGCCAAUGCAAUUCUUUCUAAUCAAAUUUAUGUAUUGUAUUUUUCUUAUUUUUAAUCUUUUUGUAUAAUAUAAUAUAUUUUAUUAUUUAAAUAUGAUAUUGUAUACUAUUCCUUAUUAUACAUAUUUUUAACAUGUAUGUAUAUAAAAUGUAUAUAAAAUAUACAAAACAUUAAAUAAAAUAUAAAUUUUUUUCACAAUUAA